Geodia barretti is the source of this 2175-nucleotide messenger RNA. The record is from the annotation of a GenBank genome assembly. Lineage: Eukaryota; Metazoa; Porifera; Demospongiae; Tetractinellida; Geodiidae.
AUGGCGAAAGCGUCCCCCCCAGUUCGAGAGCAGUUCUCCCUCCGCUACCUGAAACUACCGGAGGACAAGACUCUCCCGCGCUCCCUUCCGCUCAUCCUGCCCAGCACGCACGCCUGGGACGGCGAGCGAGGCAAGGUGGUCGAGAAACAUAACCCUCUCGCAGGUCUCGUAGAUGACGACGGCGUCCGCGUCCCGAGACGACCUCCGGCUGGCGAAAUAAAACUGGAGAUCGUACCCGACGCCCUUGCGUUGCUUUCGAGUGUUCGGCGACCGCUCGCCGUCCUCUCGAUAUGCGGCCCGUUCCGCUCGGGUAAAUCCUACUUCCUCUCCCGUCUUCUCGGAAAGGAGUUUUUCGAAGUGGGACACGGAAUGAAGGCGUGUACUAUAGGUCUUUGGAUGUCCACGGCUCUUCUUGAAGGCGAGGACUACUCCAUCUUGCUGGUGGAUACGCAGGGCGUCGAUUCUAUCAGUGCUACGGAGAGCAUUGGAUCCAGCCUCAUGUCUGUGACGGCUCUCCUCAGCUCCUUCCUCAUCUACAACUCCAAGAACGUCCCGGAUAAAUUCGACAUCGAGAAAUUGAGGAUCUGCGUCCUCCUGUCGUCCACGAUUCUCUGUCAAGUGAGUAGCAAGGAGCUUGCAGAUAUCAACAAGAAAUUCUUUCCCAACUUUCUGUGGCUCUUGCGUGAUUCGCACCUCCAAACGUUGGACUCCAGUAGAAGACCACUCGACCUAACCUCGUACAUACGUUCACGUGUUCUAAAACUGGACGACAGCGACUCGAGUGAAGGCAAAAGCGAGGCAGGGAAAGAAAUCAGCGGCUUUUUUCGCUCACUGGAGUGUCGGAAGCUCCCGCUUCCUUCCAUUACGCCAGUCGUCUUGAAGGACAUGUUUGGACUUAGCGACAGAAUCAGCAAAGUCUUUACCAUGGAAAUGUCGAAGACUUUUGACCUCAUCUUGCAGAGCAUGAGCCCCAAGACGUCAAUGGACAGGGCGGCGACUGUAGUCGACGGAACAAAACUGGCCGAGUUGGUUCGGAAGUUUGUCGAUGCUGUGAACACGGGCAGCUUGCCUGAUUUCAGGCAGGGGUGGAUGGCACAGGUGAGGCUUCGAUGCCAGGAAAAAAUAGACAAUAUUGUGGCAGUGUACAGGGACCGGAUGAGCCGCUGUACACUUGGAAACAAUCUACCGAUGGAAGAGGAAAGAAUUGCCGAAAUACACGGAAAGUUUGCGGACGAGAGUUUGGACGAACUGAACACCAGCCUCAGUGAAAUCGAUCCUCCGGGCAUUGCUAUCGAUCGCAACGAAACGGUUCACCUUCUUGAAGGGUUGCUAGCACAGUAUGAUGCUGGUGGAAAAGUAGUAGGUGGAGCACUGUAUCCUUAUGUGGUGGAGAACCACUCUCUUUCAAAGGAGACCUGCGAGGCACUGUGGGCUAAGCUGGUGAAAGAGUGCAACUUUUACGAAAAAGUUUCGCAGGCGGUUCGAGCCGGAGUCCCAUGUCAUUUGAAGGACGACAUUCAAAAAAUCGAAGAGAAAUUUCUUGCCAGUGCCGUGGGUCCAGCAAAGCAGGAGGUCCUUGAAAAGAGCCACAUGGAAACAGCAAAGCAGUCGGUAGAAAUGCUCUCCAAGUUGCCCGGUAUGCCACGCGACUUUAGGGUAGCCGGUGCCUCGUACAACAAGAUCAAGCUGAGCUGGGAACCGCCAAUUAUAAAUCCUCACGCGGUGGUUGUUUACAGAGUGCAGAUGAGAAUGGACGGAGGAGAAUGGAAAGUUGUGAGAGAAACCACACGCACGAGCGCGCUCAUCUCGAAUCUCGUAGACUCGGCAAAGUACGAAUUCAGUGUCGUGGCAGUAGGAGAAGAGCUGCAAGGACAGGAGGUCAGCGAAGGUGCCAAGACAAAGGUCAGCGGGGCGAGGGAGUUCACCGUGAACCUAGCCUCAGGAGCCUUCCCGGUUAUCGCGGCAGUGAAUCACUUUCUUCACGAGCGACAGAGAGGGAGGCAGGUGAACUGGGCGAAGGCCGCUGCAGCCAUUGUGCUCACGACAGCGGUGACUCCUGCCACGGUCGUAGGAUUUCCGUUUUCGGGCCCACUACUUGCGAUCUCUCUCGCCCAUGACGACCAGUUGGAGGAGCUGAGCAAGAGUUGGGGUGACAUCACGCCUGUAGUUGACUGA